CUUGCCGCUCCGUUAUAACGGAGAAGCUCUAACCCAUCCCAGCGAGCAGACGAACAGAAUAUGUGCCGUCAUAACUGACUCUGUGGCGCUGGAUAAAAGCCGUCGGAUAUUGGCAAGCGUUUCUUCUGCAAAAGGGAAUAAAACUAUCCACGCAGGAAUAAUUUCACGCAAGACCUCAUAUGGACUAAAACACACCAAAUUAAGUGAGAGUGGACACUUGGACAUAUAACCAGGACAUCAAGAGACCAAGACUUCUCUGAGAAAUGUCCAACACAGCUGGGCGAGGUCAUGGGGGUCUUAAUCAACUAGGCGGCAUGUUUGUGAAUGGACGCCCGCUCCCAGAGGUCAUCCGACAGAGGAUCGUGGACAUGGCACACCAGGGAGUGAGACCCUGCGAUAUCUCUCGCCAGUUGAGGGUCAGCCACGGCUGCGUCAGCAAGAUCCUGGGCAGGUACUAUGAGACGGGCAGCAUUAAACCAGGAGUCAUCGGGGGCUCCAAACCGAAAGUGGCGACUCCUAAAGUGGUGGAUAAGAUAGCGGAGUACAAGCGGCAGAACCCCACAAUGUUUGCGUGGGAGAUCCGAGACCGGCUGCUGGCCGAGGGCAUCUGUGACGGCGAAACUGUGCCCAGCGUCAGCUCCAUCAACAGGAUUAUUCGCACAAAAGUUCAACAGCCAUUCAACCUUCCUCUGGACAGCAAAGGCCUCAGUCCUGGACAUACACUUAUUCCCAGUUCCGCCGUCACUCCUCCAGAAUCUCCUCAGUCAGACUCUCUGGGCUCCACCUACUCCAUCAGCGGCCUGCUGGGAAUCCCACAGACCAGCGCCGAGGGCAAGAGGAGCCACGACGACAGCGAUCAGGAGAGCUGUCGGCACAGUGUGGACUCUCAGGGCAGUGGCAGCGGGCCGCGGAAACAGCUGAGGACCGAACACUUUGCAUCCCAGCGCCUGGACUGUGGCUUCGAGCGGCACCACUACAGCUCUGACACGUUCGGCCGGACCACGGCCGGGAAAACAGAGCAGGCACUCUAUCCUCUCUCACUCAUCAACAGCAGUCUGGACGAGGGUAAAGGAGCUUCAGCUGUCAGUCGAAACUUGGCAGCCCAUCAGGGAUACGCCGUGGUUGCAGAAGCUCUACAGCCCCUCCCACUCUGUCUGAAACAGGAAAUGUCACCCGAGGUGAACAGCUCAAGCCCCUCCCCCAACAUCAUCGCUAAUGCAGCUUUCCUGGAGCUCACCUCGUCAUCAGCACCCAUCGCUAACAGCUGCAGCAACGCCUCUCAUUUAUCUCAUGGCUUCAGCUCAUUUUCCCAUCAUGCCCCAUUGCACGGGCAGCUCGGCAGCCCACCGCUCAUCGCAGGCAGAGAUGUGGCGAGCUCAAUGCUGCCCGGUUAUCCUCCACACAUUCCCUCGGCCGCACAGACCGGCUUCACCUCCUCCACCAUCACUGGGAUGGUAGCAGGUCCAGAAUACACGGGCCAGACCUACAGCCACGCGCCCUACACGUCCUACAGUGACGCCUGGAGAUUCACCAACUCCAGCAUAUUAGGUUCCCCGUAUUACUACAGUUCCGCCGCCCGCGCGCCGCCGCCCUCCGCAGCCGCUUACGAUCAUCUCUAGUACCGGAGAACCGGAGAACUUUCUCUUUUUACUGUGGAGCGUCCAGUGAAAGACACAACUAGUGAAGAAAAACGAAAACAUAUUGACGGACGAUACCUUUUAUAGCCUGUAAAACUAUUUAUGUCCUUUGUUCAAGGCCAUUUGCAGCCACACGUUUACAUCUUUAUAUUGUCAGAGCAUUUCUUGCCCGUGUUUUUAUUUCUCUGUAGCCAAAGACAUUCCUGGAGACUGUUUUCGUAAAUCCAUGACCAGAAACACUCGGACGUUGUUUUUAGCAGCUGGAACAUCUGAAGUGUAGCUACACGAUUCACAAAUACAACCAAACUGACAACGAUAUCCACACAACUGAACAAAUAAACUAUAGAAAUUAAAAUGUUAUAACGGAUUCUAUGAGAAACAUCGCCCCUUCCUCUGUUUCACUGCUUGUGAAAUGGUCAUUUUGUUGACGUGGCAUUUUAUCGAGCUUGCAUUCGAGCUGAAUGAAUUGAUCUCGGAUGAGUUUCAUCGCUAUUCAUGCAGCAGAUAUUUAAAAGAAAUAGAAAUAACGUGUUAUCUAUAACAAGCGGACAUUUCUGUCUUCAAUGUGCCACAUUUCACCAUCGUCCGACAAAUCAAUAAGGACUAUCAAAAACAUCAUAUUCAGAAACAGCAUAUUCACCAACCAUUACAGAAGUUUGAUGUUUUGAGGAAAUGUGUAAAUAAUGUAGAGAAGGAAAACCCCGAUUAAAAUGAAAUUCAUUUAUAUUCUACAUAAUUAUUAGGGCUGAACCUUGUGGGGAUUCAUUCGUUUUAAAAUGUUUAUAUUCUCGCUUCUAUUUUUUCCAGCUUAUUAUCAUGUUUAUAUUUCUUUGAUUAAACGAGUUUUGAGUUUCAGAGAUUACGUUUUAUUGUAUUGUUAAUUAUAUUAUUCAAAUGUAAAUUAAUAAUUUCUACAGAAUUAUUUUGAAUUAAAUAAAGCAUGACAAACUACAAUCAUGUGUUUUCCUUUUUUUCCGGUCUUGUACAAUAAUAAUAAUAAUAAUAAGCGUAAUCAU
Cyprinus carpio (common carp) is the source of this 2653-nucleotide messenger RNA. Its product is annotated as paired box protein Pax-8-like. The record is from RefSeq and is a predicted model, not a curated record. Lineage: Eukaryota; Metazoa; Chordata; Actinopteri; Cypriniformes; Cyprinidae. Gene Ontology annotation, molecular function: RNA polymerase II cis-regulatory region sequence-specific DNA binding; DNA-binding transcription factor activity, RNA polymerase II-specific. Gene Ontology annotation, biological process: anatomical structure development; regulation of transcription by RNA polymerase II.